GUAUACCUACGCACGCCUCGUUGAGCUGCACCCAUUGCGCCGCGUGCUGCAGGAUAGAAGCGCUAGGAACAAAACUUGGCACGAACCUGUGCAAAACCUCUUGGGACCCCCGACCGACCGACCGACUGGCCACUUUGAGGGGUCAUAUACAGCGCCCAUAUCCCCCAGACUUUGGUUCAGACUUUGGUUCAGACUUUGGCUCCGACUUUGGUUCAGACCGACUUGUAACAUGAACGUGAAACGCCGCAAAGGCCCGUUGGUUGAGGCCUUGAGAGUACCUACGCCUCGACCUGUGUUACAGUACCUCGAGGCGCACGCCGGUGACUGGGUCGUGACAAAAUUUCGGGCAAUUUACUCGGGCGACAAGUCGCUCGCCUUCUUCCUAGAGAAUCGGCAGGCGGUGGUGAAUGGCCUCAUUAGUCUGCUGUGGGAGCCGUUGCUGCUGGCGGCGGCGGCGGCCGGCGUGGAUGGGCCGGCGCAACGCCUCGGCAUCCCGGUGACUAGCCGCGGUGGCGGGGGCGGUGCCGCAGCGGCGGUGGUGUGCAUCCAGUUCGAUGCCACCUUCCCGUGCGAGCUGGAGCCUAAGCUGUCGGAGCUGUUGGACGAGGGCGGCGGCGUGGUGGCUCCCGCCGCCGGUGAUAUCCCCAGCCUUCGCUGGGAGGCUGAGGCGCAGUACUCGGAGGCGGGGCCCCCCAAGGGCAAGCGGUGGCUGCGCGUGAGCGGCCUGCCCCACGGACUGCCCGAGGGACUACAGCGGGACCUCGUGCAGGACCUCUUGAGUACCCCAGUAGAGGAGAUUAAGCGGGACGUGUUCUCAUACCUGUUCUCGCAGCCCGUGCUGCAGAGUGGGCAAGUGCUGGUGAAGGUGGGCGACACCGCGCGCCUGCCAUCGGCCGACGACGCUUUCGCGGUGGGACUGGGCAGGUGGGGGCGUCAGGUGAUCUUCCAGCGGGAGGACAUCGAUCGGUACCUCGCGCAGGCGGCCCGGGGGGCCCAGGUGCGCCGGGUGCGCCGCCCGCCGCCUGCCCCGGCUGCCGCCCGAGCGGCGGCCACGGCGACUCCGGACGCGGCGGCCACGGCGGCCGCGGCUGCGGCCGCGGCUGCGGCUGCGACCGUGAGGGCGACCGCGGCGGCGGAGGCCGCGGCUGCGGCGGUCACCGCGGCGGUUGCCGCGGGCGCGGAUGCCGCCGCUGUGGGGGUGCUGAAGGCGGCGGCGGCUGCUGCCGCAGAGGCUGUGGGCGUGGGCGUGGGCGACGGUGGCGGCCGUGGUGCCGCGGCGGGCCUUGGGCUCGACGGCCGAGGCAACGGCAACGGCAGCGGCCGCGGCCGCGACGCCCGCCCGUGGCAGCAGAAGGUCCACGGCCGCGUGGUGUCCGCGGCUGCAGAGGCGGACGCGAUGGUGGUCCGGUCGCUGGUGCCGGCGGUCUUCGCCGCGGUGAUCGCGAACGCGGCCGUGGUGCCGGCGGUGGUGGUUGACCCCAACCCCUUCCGCAUGCUGGUGGACCAGGACGCGAUGGAGGCGAUGCCUGACGACGAUGAGGUGAUGCCGGACCGGACGCCGACUGCGCUGGACGCUGCGGCAGCUGCGGCCCGGCGUGCGGCCCCCAAGCGGAGCCGGGAGCAGGCGCAGGCGGCGGCCGCGGCGGGCGAGGCGGCGCUGGCGCUGGCCAUCCGGGAGAGCAAGGCGGCCAAACAGGCCUUGGCGACGGCGGCGGCGGUGCGAGCCGCCGCAACAGCCGCGGCGGCGGCGGCAGCAGCGGCCGGGGCCACGGGCACCCCGGCGGCGGCCGAGGCCGGGGCGGCCGCGGCGGUGGUCGCGACAGCAGGCGUGAGUGGCACGAUGGCCGCCGUAGAGGCCACCGCUGCGGCGGGCGUGGAGCCGGCCUCGCCGCCGGCCGCGCCGGUGUCAACGGCGGGCUUGGGGGGCAUCGUGGGCCCGGCGGUCCUGCCCACGGGGUGGAGCAGCGACGGUGGUGUGGGUGAUGAGGGCCUGGCGGGCGGCGUCGGGCAGGGGCUGCUGGGGGAUGCGGAGACAGCGCCGGAUGCCAACGCGAAGCUGCUGUGUCAGGGCCGGCGGGGCGGUCCUGGCGACUUCAUGGACGUUAAGACGCACGUUCUUGACUCGGACAUCGACCUUGUCACGGCGGACCUGGCGGCAGCCGCUCAGCGGCUGCAUGCACGCGAGUGGACUGCGUGGUGGGCGCCGGCCCAGAAGCCGGAGGGCCGUCGUGUUACUGGCGGUACGGCAAUCCUCAUUCGGUCGAGCCUCCUGCAGCAAGGCGCCAUGGUGCUCGCUGGCGGCGCAGCUGCCGUGUCGGUGGCGGCUGGCGCGUGGGCGGGCCGCGGUGUUAGUUUGCAGCUGCAGUGGGGUGGACACACCUUCACGCUGACGUCAGCCUACUUUCCCCUGGCAUCCACAGCGCAGCAGGCUUUCAUUCGUGAGUGGGUGGGCCUUCGGGCGUCGGGCUCGGGCGAGCACCUCCUGGCAGCUGACUUCAACUUUGUGGCAGAUGUGGCGCUGGACACCGUCACUGGCCGGGCGCGCAGCGACGGACCCGCAGCCGCCGCGCUGGCGGCGGCGUGCCCUGGCCUCAUUGACGUGUUACGGCGGCGCCACCCGGCUCGCCGCGUGUGUACCUUCUUCCACCCUCACGGGGCGAGUCGGCUGGACCGCAUUCUGUGCAGUGGCGGCCUCGAACCGCAGGUCCUGGAGUGCGGCGUCGCCGCCGGGGUGCCCUCCGAUCAUAUGCUUGUGACGGUUGCCCUUGCGGCGUCGCCUGAAGCCGCGCCACCCGCUCGGAGCCUGCCCAGGGCCCACCUCGGUUUCCGGGACUUCAAAGACUUGGAUCGUGACUACCGUGCCUGGCUGGGUACGGCCCUGGCGGCACGCCCUACUGAUCCUGUUGAGCUGCUGGAGUGGUGGCCGGCCCUUAAACGGGCUGCCGCCACGUCCGCCAACCGCCUGAGCCGGGAAGCUGUUACGAGGCGUGUGGCCGCCAGCCAGCGGGAGGCGGCCGCGCUUGAUGCGGCGGCAGCAGCUGCCGCCGCGGUGGAGGCUGGCGGUGAUGUGCAGGUGGCGGCGCAGGCGGCCGUGCGGGCGCGGUGCACGGCGGCGGAGGCCGCCGUGGCCGCGGCCGCCGGCGCGGCGCGACGUACGCGCCACGCGUGGCUGCGUGGCGGCGAGAAGCCCUGCCCUCUCCUCACGCGCAUGCUGCGGCCGGCGGGUGGGCCGCGCGUGAUUGCCAAGUUGAAACAGCCCAAUGGCACCACUACAUCCGACCCGACGGUCAUGGGGCAGGUGAUGGCGCGGUACUGGAGGGACGUCAGUGCCGCGCCGCCGCCCGCUCCGGAUGCCCGCACGCAAGUCCUGGAUGCGCUGCAACAGCACGGGCGCCGGUGUACAGCCGAAGAGGCGGAUCAGCUGGGGCGGGUUGCGGUCUCGGCGGCGGAGGUGCACCCGGCGGCAACGCCCCUGCGUUUCUUGGUGCGGGGGGCCGCGGACCGUGUGCUGAAUAAGCCGCUCACCCCGGCGGGCAAGCCGUUUGCGCGCCUGCUGAAAGCCAUGACUGCAUUGCCCGCGGUGACUCUUGUGGCGCCGCCCGAGCCGGGCGGGGACCGUGCUACAAAUGGCUCCACAGUUAGCCGCCCUGAAGGCUAAGCAUUUGCAGUAUGUGUGCGAUGCGGGUGUGUCGGGGGUGGGGGCUGCCCUGGCGGCGGGGGCCUUCGUGUGCACCUUGGCCCGCUUGUGGUCGCUGAAAUGGGAGAAUCAUCAUAAGGAAGCACUGUGGCGUGUGGCCGCCAACGCUUGCUGGGCGUUUCCACGGCAUGCUAGCGAGCGGGCGCGAGGCGUUACUGUUGACCCGUGUUGGGCGUGUGGGGUGGACAUGCAGGAUGGGGACCGGCGUCACUGGUUUUGGGACUGCACUGUUGCGCUGUCACUGCGGGAAAGUAUGGGGAUGGCUAUGGGUUUCAUGCCGGAGGAGGCUCUAAGUGCCUUCUCACGUGAGGAGUUGUGGUUAGUGCGCCCGCCUGCGGGGCUUGCGCCACCUGUGUGGGAUGUGGUGUGUCUCGCUGCUAUGUCUGCCCUGGACUUUGGUCGGCAGCGUGUGGUUAUGGCCGGGUUGGCGGCGCGAGCGAAGCUGCCGUCGGCCCGGGUGCUGAGCAUUGGACUUGCCGUCGUAGCUGACUUCUGGGGUCGUCUCCAGACGUUUGUGACUUUGGGUAUCAGGCCAAAGGGUUGGGACGCUGUGCCGUUUGCGCAUCCCUUCAUGUCUCGGGCUGUUGGUGACGGCAUGGUUUUGCGCUUGCCGUAUGAAGCUGAUUCCCCGCCCCCCUCGCCGUGAGAGGUUGUGCGUGGUUGGUGGCUCUGUGUGUGGGCAGGAUGCACGUGUGGGCGACCGUUCUAGUACCUGGACGCUUGCGCCCUGGUUAGUGCGUGCGCUGUGCGUGUGUCCUGCGGCCUAGACGUUUCCCGGCACUCCUGUGCCUAGGCUUGUGGCGUUGAGGCACAGCGGUGGGGCUCUGGCGGGUUGAGGCUUGGCUAGGACUCACUGUGCGCGCGCGGAGUCACACGGACUUUGCCCGCGGGAGGGUUUGCAGCAAAGUCGGGGUUGGGCCCUGAUAGCAUGUGAUGGCUCGGCGUCUUCGGGAGCUGGGACUGUCCCCUCUGUAACAUCCGCAUCCAUAACUUUGCACCCAGAAACCCAUUUUCGAUUUUGAAAGCGGAUUCGUGAUUUUCUCGUUGAGCUCUAUCCAUUUGAGGCAUGGGGUCUGUUUCGGAAGAUUCUACCCCCCCCCUGGGGCUCAGCCCCUUUUCCCGUGACCCGGGAACACUUGUCACCGCUGUACCCAACCCCGCUAGUUUCAUUGGCAACAUCUGCGCUCCACACAACAAGACGCGAUAACACCUUGCAACGCACAUUCAGGUCCUGAAGGCGACGUUAGGCUGCGACUCAGCUAUUACUGGCAGAACGUGCGGUGUUGAUUCGGGUGCAUGUCCCAGCAUGUACUGAAGCUGCAGCUGUCACCAGGGCACGGUGGUGUCUUGCCACUUGCGUGCUUGCGUCAUUGUGGCCGUGUCACCAGCUUUA
Chlamydomonas reinhardtii is the source of this 5090-nucleotide messenger RNA. RefSeq lists its product as uncharacterized. The transcript is spliced from 4 exons. Gene Ontology annotation, molecular function: glycerophospholipase activity. Gene Ontology annotation, biological process: ceramide biosynthetic process; sphingolipid catabolic process. The record is from RefSeq and is a predicted model, not a curated record. Lineage: Eukaryota; Viridiplantae; Chlorophyta; Chlorophyceae; Chlamydomonadales; Chlamydomonadaceae. Gene Ontology annotation, cellular component: endoplasmic reticulum; membrane; cell periphery. Bases 230 to 3658 code for a protein of 1142 amino acids.